Meloidogyne enterolobii is the source of this 1297-nucleotide messenger RNA. Lineage: Eukaryota; Metazoa; Nematoda; Chromadorea; Rhabditida; Meloidogynidae. The record is from the annotation of a GenBank genome assembly.
AAUGCAGCCAUCACCUGCGUCAAAUCCUGAUCUUGAAGCAAGGCAAGCAGCGCAGUUUGGAGAUGUUAAUAAGUUAUUGAGUUUAUUGGAUUCAUGUUCUGUCUCCCCAAAUUCGGUCGAUCAAGAUGAUUGUUCACUCCUCCAUUGGGCUGCAAUAAAUAAUAGAAUAGAGGCUGCUAAACUUUUAUUACAACGAGGUGCUAAUGUAAACGCCGUUGGAGGUGUUCUAGCUUCAACACCUUUACAUUGGGCAGCUAGACAUGGACACGCUAGAAUGGUUGCAGUUUUGGUGAGGAAUGGCGCCGAUUGGACUAUUCGUGAUGUUGAAGGUUUCACUGCUUUACAUGUAGCUGUCCAAUUUGGUUGUAUUCCUGUUGCUGCUUACCUUAUAGCAAUGGGGCAGUCUCCUGAUGAAUUGGAUACAACAAGAAUGACACCAUCUAUAUGGGCAGCUUAUAAAGCAUGUAGUAAAGAUUCAUUAAGAAUGCUUGCAAAAUUGGGGGCUGAUCUGGAAAAAACUGAUUCUACUUAUAGAAAUUCACCUCUUCAUUGGGCUGUUGCUCAAGGCAAUCAUAUGGCAGUUAGUACACUCAUUAAAUUAAAUGUUAAUUUAUCUCAAUUAAACAAAGAAAAUGAAACUCCAUUGGACAUUGCAAGGAGGAGGGGCGACCUCCUUUCUGUUCGUUUAAUUGAAAUGGCAGCUCGUGAACAAGGCUUAAUUCCUUCAAAGUGCAGACAAAAAUUGCGUGAUAAUAUGAAUAUUCGUCGUUCGGUUAUCUUUUCUCUGCCAUUUUUCGCCAUUUUUCUCGGUUCUUUAAUUGCCAGUUGUUCACUUUCUACCAUUACAAAAUUAGAAUUCUCUUUUUGUUUGACAGCAUUUAUUUUAUUUUUAUUCAGAUAUUUCUCAAAAGAUCGUCAAGAAUAUUCUCUCAGAAUUUUACUUUUUGGAUUGGCAAUUUCUUCAAAAUUUUAUAUGAUUUUUGCUUGGCUAAUGUUUAUUCACUCUGUUGUUGCUUGGCAUAUGCAAAUUGCUUUUCUUUUCUUUCUUGUUUUAGUUCCUUACUUAACUCAUCAAAUAGUCACUUCUGAUCCCGGUUUUGUUGUUGUAACGCAUAAGGAACGUUGUCAAAUGAUUAUUUCAAUGACUGAAGAAGUCCUUUGGGACGGCAAUUUUUGUCCAACUUGUUUAAUAGCUCGUCCAAUACGUUCUAAACAUUGCGCAGUUUGUGAUAAAUGUGUUCUUCGAUUUGAUCAUCAUUGUCCUUGGUUUUUUAAAUUAAAAAAAUUUUUUUUGUAA